CUCUCUCUCUCUCUCUCUCUCUCUCCUCCUCCCCCCCCCCCCCUCCAUCCUUCCUGCCCUGCGCGCCUGGACGCAGAUUUAGGAAGCGAAUUCGCUCACGUUUUAGGACACGGAAGACAGGCGCGGGAGGAGAGCGCGGCCAGAUUUCGGAUUGAAACCCAGACACCCUCCGGAGGCUCGGAGCAGAGGACGGAGGAGGCGGCGAACGGAAGCCAGGGCGCCGUUCAAGUUUUGAUAGCGCUGGUUAGAAGAGGGCUUAAAUCAGAGUGGUGUUUUUUUUUUUCUUCCCUCUCUCUCUCUCUCUCUCUCUCUCUUUUUUUUUUUUUAAGGAGAGAGACUUUUUCCGCUCUCUCGCCGGCAGUUAAAGCCGGGUCCAGCGCAACGGCAGGCGCCGCCUGCGAGAACGAGGCAGAGGCAGAGAGAUAGGGGGGCGGGGGGUGGAAAGAAGAAGGAGAAGAAAAGGUAAAAAAAGUCUCCUAGGAGAACUGUUCGCAUUUGCAACAAAGAACUGGGGGCUGGGGCGCGGUCCCCGGGACCCAGGGCUGGAGUGUCUAUUUCGAGCUCCGGCGCGAGUCGAGAGCCUUGCUCGCUGUCUUCGCCUCUGAAACCGACUUGCAGGAGCGGCUUUUUAAAAACGCAAGGCACCAGGACAGUCACCCCAGCGACUAUGUCUCCUGAUCGCUCGCCUUGCCCUCUUUAAAAGCGGCAUUCUCCUCCCCAAAAGACACUUUCCCCCCUCCCUUUGAGUUGCUUUAGUUGUGUUUGGUGGGGUUUUUUUUUUGCCUUUUUUUUUCCUUUUUAAAGUAUGUGCUGCUGUUAAAAAGCAAAGCAAAACAAAACAACAAAACAGCAGCGGAGGACUUGUCCCCGGCUGGAGCCCAGCGCGCCCGCCUGGAGUGGAUGAGCCUCUCCAUGAGAGAUCCGGUCAUUCCUGGGACAAGCAUGGCCUACCAUCCGUUCCUACCUCACCGGGCGCCGGACUUCGCCAUGAGCGCGGUGCUGGGUCACCAGCCGCCCUUCUUCCCGGCGCUGACUCUGCCUCCCAACGGCGCGGCGGCGCUCUCGCUGCCGGGCGCCCUGGCCAAGCCGAUCAUGGAUCAAUUGGUGGGGGCGGCUGAGACCGGCAUCCCUUUCUCGUCCCUGGGGCCCCAGGCUCAUCUGAGGCCUCUGAAGACCAUGGAGCCCGAAGAAGAGGUGGAGGACGACCCUAAGGUGCACCUCGAGGCCAAAGAACUUUGGGAUCAGUUCCACAAGCGAGGCACCGAGAUGGUGAUUACUAAGUCGGGAAGGCGAAUGUUUCCCCCAUUUAAAGUAAGAUGUUCUGGGCUGGAUAAAAAAGCCAAAUAUAUUUUGUUGAUGGACAUUAUAGCUGCUGAUGACUGUCGAUAUAAAUUUCAUAAUUCUCGGUGGAUGGUGGCGGGUAAGGCUGACCCUGAAAUGCCAAAGAGAAUGUAUAUUCACCCGGACAGCCCGGCUACCGGGGAACAGUGGAUGUCCAAAGUUGUCACUUUCCACAAACUGAAACUCACCAACAACAUUUCGGACAAACACGGAUUUACUUUGGCCUUCCCAAGUGAUCACGCAACGUGGCAGGGGAAUUAUAGUUUUGGUAUUCAGACUAUAUUGAACUCCAUGCACAAGUACCAGCCCCGGUUUCACAUCGUCAGAGCCAAUGACAUCCUGAAACUCCCUUAUAGUACAUUUCGGACGUACUUGUUCCCCGAAACCGAAUUCAUCGCGGUAACGGCCUAUCAGAACGAUAAGAUAACUCAGUUAAAAAUAGACAACAACCCUUUUGCAAAAGGUUUCCGGGACACUGGGAAUGGCAGGAGAGAAAAAAGGAAACAGCUCACCCUGCAGUCCAUGAGGGUGUUCGAUGACAGACACAAAAAGGAAAAUGGCACCUCCGAUGAGUCCUCAAGCGAGCAGGCAGCCUUCAGCUGUUUCGCUCAGUCCUCGUCCCCAGCUGUCUCCACUGUUGGGACAUCCAACCUCAAAGAUCUGUGUGCCAGCGAGGGCGAGAGCGACGCCGAGGCCGAGAGCAAAGAGGAGCCUGGCCCCGAGGCCUGCGACGCGGCCAAGAUCUCCACCACCACGUCGGAGGAGCCCAGCCGCGACAAGGGCAGCCCGGCGGUCAAGGCGCACCUCUUCUCGGCCGAGCCCGGCGGCCGGCCUCGGGACAGCGGGCGGAUGGACAAGGCGUCUCCCGACUCGCGUCACAGCCCGGCCACCAUCUCGUCCAGCACCCGCGGCCUGGGCGCGGAGGACCGGCGGAGCCCCGGUCGUGAGGGCGCGGCCACGUCCAAGGCCGAGGAAGCGCGCGCGCUGCCGGGCAAGGAGGCCUUCGCGCCUCUCACCGUGCAGACCGACGCGGCCACUGCGCACCUGGGCCAGGGCCCGCUGCCCGGCCUCGGCUUCGCCCCGGGCCUGGCCGGCCAGCAGUUUUUCAACGGGCACCCGCUCUUCCUGCACCCGGGCCAGUUCGCCAUGGGGGGCGCCUUCUCCAGCAUGGCCGCCGGCAUGGGGCCCCUGCUGGCCACCGUGUCCGGGGCCUCCACGGGCGUCUCAGGCCUGGAUUCCACGGCCAUGGCCUCAGCCGCUGCGGCCCAGGGACUGUCGGGGGCGUCCGCGGCCACCCUGCCUUUCCACCUCCAGCAGCAUGUCCUGGCCUCGCAGGGCCUGGCCAUGUCGCCUUUCGGAAGCCUGUUCCCUUACCCUUACACGUACAUGGCCGCGGCGGCGGCCGCCUCCUCUGCAGCGGCCUCCAGCUCCGUGCACCGCCACCCCUUCCUCAAUCUGAACACCAUGCGCCCGCGGCUGCGCUACAGCCCCUACUCCAUCCCCCUGCCGGUCCCCGACAGCAGCAGCCUGCUCACCACCGCCCUGCCGUCCAUGGCGGGGGUCGCGGGGCCCCUGGACGCCAAAGCCGCUGCCCUGGCCGCCAGCCCGGCCUCGGUGGCCGUGGACUCGGGCUCAGAACUCAACAGCCGUUCCUCCACCCUCUCCUCCAGCUCCGUGUCCUUGUCGCCCAAACUCUGCCCUGAGAAAGAGGCGGCCACCAGCGAACUGCAGAGCAUCCAGCGGCUGGUCAGCGGCUUGGAAGCCAAGCCCGACAGGUCCCGCAGCGCGUCCCCAUAAACCCCUCCCCAGAAAAGCCUUUUCAUUCCAGUCCAGUCACGUCUGCAGUGCACUUUGUUGGAUGUAAAAUAAACCACGGACGUGCAGUGUGGGGUAGCCCUGCUUUGUGCGGUCCUGUCUGGGAAGGGGUGCCGGACUCCCUCGAGAGAAUAUGCUAGAAACAGGCUCUGUCUUCUUGGCGUGGUUUAUAUAUCCGGGAUCUGGCUCAGAUUCUGGGGGCUCAGAAACGUCUGUUGCAUUGAGCCGUUGGGGGUGGGAGUGAAAACAGGUCUGUCCAGAGCACCUCCAGUGAGGCUGGUCUGGGAAGCCUAGGAAGAAAAAGGUAGCCAGGUGUCCCAAGAGGGGAGGCGUUGAAAGACUUCUCCCCCAGUGCAGAUUUAUAUAUUUUUUUCCUUCACCGUGUCAAGUGGAAACAAAAACAAAUAAAAUUAAAAAAAAAUACCGGGGGCAAAUGAAUACAUUAACAUGAUUCUGUUUGUGAAGAUUAAAAAACUUUAUAGUGACUUGCGUAUCAGUUCUAAAGAAAUGACUGAGCAGCAUUGUUUUUGUUUUUUUUUUUCCGGGGGGGUGGGGUGUGGGGGGGUGGGAGUCGUUGCCAGCUUUGUUUAGUCUCUAUUAAGGAAAUCUGUGUCUUUUUAAUAUUCUUGUGAUGUUUUAAGAGCCGCUAUCGGUCUCUUCUUGCAUGUUCCACAGUGAUGUAUUUGUGGUUUUUCAUUUUGAAUGCUUGCUUUUUAGAGAGAAAAGAACAUGACCCCACACCUUUUACCCAGUUCUCAUCCGCAACCCCAAGGGGGAGGAUGUAAAGGGAAGAGGUGGGGAAAACACACAAAAAAAUGAGUUUAUUUUAUCUAAGCUCUGUAGCAGGAUUUCAUGUCUCUCUGGCGGUUCUUUCUCUUUCCUGUAUAUGCAAUAACAAGGUUUUAAAAAAAAUAAUAAAGAAGAAGCGAGACUAUUAGCAAAGUAUUUAUGUAAUUAUUUGAUAACUCUUGUAAAUAGGUGGAAUAUGAAUGCUUGGAAAAUUAAACUUUAAUUUAUUGACAUUGUAUAUAGCUCUAUGUAAAUAGGAUUGCAGCUGUCAGGUUUUGUGUUCUUGUUUUCCUUUAGUCAGUUUUAUUUCAAGGUCACAGGAUUGCUUUUAAAACUAGAAAACACACUUUCUGCACCAAUACCAACACACUUUCAAAAGCGUUAAUCUGCAAAAAAAAAAGUUUUUUCUUUUUUAAUGUCCAAGAGUGAGGGAAAGUGCUAUUGCCUAUUUUACCCAAAAUUAGGAAGGUGGGGCCACUUCCCAGCUCCACCUUAAAUUCCUCAAAAUAUAACAUCCUAAGAGUGGUUCUAAUGUUGCUUGGGGGUCGGAAGGGUGGGGAGUACAGAGGCUGUGGUUUGACUUUCUAAUUUUUCUUUUGUAUUUGUAUUUGCUAGUCUCUGAUUUCUUCAAAUGAAGUGGAAUUGACUAUUGUCUUCAAUUUGAUGGUGUUUUGAAUUGGUGCCUAUAGAGAUAUAUUCACAGUUCAAAAGUCAGGUGCUGAGAGAUGGUUUAAGACAAAAACUCAUGAAGGUAUACUUUGUGUUAUAAUUGUUGAUGAGUUCUUUGGUUUUCUGUAUUUUCCCCCCUCUCUUUAAAACGUCAUUGAAAUUUCAAUAAAUUUUUAUUGAAAUGUC
Molecule: messenger RNA, 4800 nt
Organism: Hipposideros armiger (great roundleaf bat)
Lineage: Eukaryota; Metazoa; Chordata; Mammalia; Chiroptera; Hipposideridae
Gene: TBX3
Product: T-box transcription factor 3
Exons: 8
Coding region: 901-3138 (745 amino acids)
Biological process (GO): cell fate specification; regulation of transcription by RNA polymerase II; positive regulation of DNA-templated transcription
Cellular component (GO): chromatin; nucleus
Molecular function (GO): DNA-binding transcription factor activity, RNA polymerase II-specific; RNA polymerase II cis-regulatory region sequence-specific DNA binding
Source: RefSeq, a predicted model, not a curated record